CACUGUUGAAAUACUAAAAAUCUCAUUUGUACCUGAACCAAGUGAGAUAAAGAUGCUUAAAAGCUGAGAGCUGGAUGAAGGCUUUUGAGGGAUCACUCAGGCAUUUGAAGAAUACUUCUUGAGCAUUUGAAUUUAUUGUAGAGAGCUGCCAGGCUGGAGUGGCUCAGUGGGUUGCAGCACGCAGUGGAUCGUUACCCAUGGCCGCCGCCCAAGGCCAGUGGAGGCGGAUGCUCUCUGAUGUUUUCCAGAGACACAAGGCUGGCCAGUUCCAACUCUCCAAAUCCUGUGGUGGAUUGAUUCAAGCCAAUGGAGCCGUUACACAGCAAACCAGAUUCUUUUACAGAACAAAUAAGAGUCUUUCUGCAAAAGAUUCCUUGCAGCCAACUGAAGAGAAAGUGGGUGCCUUCACAAGGAUAAUAGAAGCAAUGGGUUUCACAGGACCACUGAAGUACAGCAGAUGGAAAAUUAAGGUGGCAGCUCUGCGUAUGUACACGUGCUGUGUGGAGAAAACUGACUAUGAGGAGUUCUUUAACAGGUGCCAAAUGCCUGAUACUUUGAAUUCGUGGUUUCUAGUAGCCCAGCUUCAUGUCUGGAUGUGCCUGGUACGAAUGAAGCAGGAAGGUCGCACGGGAAAAUACAUGUGUCGCUAUAUAGUUCACUGCAUGUGGGAGGAUGUUGAGCAGCGUGGUAAGGUGAUGGGGAUUAAUUCUGUUGUUCUAAAGGAAGAUUUGAGAAGUAUGGUGGAAAAUUUCUAUGCAGCUCUAUUUGGAUACGAUGAGGGAAUCUUGUCUGAUGAUCGUGUUCUGGCAGCAGCUCUUUGGAGGAACCUUUUUAACAGGAGCUGUGAGGACCCUCGGCACCUGGAGUUACUUGUGGAGUACGUGCGCAAACAGGUGCAGCACCUGGACGCGCUGAGCGGGGACGAGCUGCUGCUGACCGGGGAGGUGAGCUGGCGGCCGCUGGUGGAGCGCGACGCCCGCAGCAUCCUCCGGCCCCUGGCGCCUGUCUACAACGACGAAGGACUCUGAGGGCACCGGCCCCUGACACCUCUGUGGCUUGUUGGACCAGCUUGGGAAGCAUGUCUGCAGUGGGACUGGGCUGAGGCUGCAAUUGGACUGGACUGAGGCUGCAAUUGGACUGGACUGAGGCUGUGGGGACACUGGGCUGAGGCUGUGGGGGCACUGGGCUGAAGCUGCAGUGACACUGGGCUGAGGCUGUGUGGGCACUGGGCUGAGGCUGCAGUGACACUGGGCUGAGGCUGUGUGGACACUGGGCUGAGGCUGCAGUGGCACUGGGCUGAGGCUGCAGUGACACUGGGCUGAGGCUGUGUGGGCACUGGGCUGAGGCUGCAGUGACACUGGGCUGAGGCUGUGUGGGCACUGGGCUGAGGCUGUGUGGACACUGGGCUGAGGCUGUGUGGGCACUGGGCUGAGGCUGCAGUGACACUGGGCUGAGGCUGUGUGGGCACUGGGCUGAGGCUGCAGUGACACUGGGCUGAGGCUGCAGUGACACUGGGCUGAGGCUGUGUGGGCACUGGGCUGAGGCUGUGUGGACACUGGGCUGAGGCUGUGUGGACACUGGGCUGAGGCUGCAGUGGCACUGGGCUGAGGCUGUGUGGACACUGGGCUGAGGCUGCAGUGACACUGGGCUGAGGCUGCAGUGACACUGGGCUGAGGCUGCAGUGGCACUGGGCUGAGGCUGCAGUGACACUGGGCUGAGGCUGUGUGGGCACUGGGCUGAGGCUGCAGUGACACUGGGCUGAGGCUGCAGUGACACUGGGCUGAGGCUGUGUGGGCACUGGGCUGAGGCUGUGUGGACACUGGGCUGAGGCUGUGUGGACACUGGGCUGAGGCUGCAGUGGCACUGGGCUGAGGCUGUGUGGACACUGGGCUGAGGCUGCAGUGACACUGGGCUGAGGCUGCAGUGACACUGGGCUGAGGCUGCAGUGACACUGGGCUGAGGCUGUGGGGGCAGGAGGAAAAUUUGCUGAUGAAAAGAAAAUAUUCAAUUAGGUAUCCUGUGAGUGGUGGCUCCAGCACAUGGGAGAGAUCCUCUUCUGAAUGUCCACCCACAAAUAAAUGCUGGUUGGCUGGAGAA
Messenger RNA from Colius striatus (speckled mousebird), 2097 nucleotides. Its product is annotated as ubiquinol-cytochrome-c reductase complex assembly factor 1. The record is from RefSeq and is a predicted model, not a curated record. Gene Ontology annotation, biological process: mitochondrial respiratory chain complex III assembly. The transcript is spliced from 10 exons. Gene Ontology annotation, cellular component: mitochondrion. Lineage: Eukaryota; Metazoa; Chordata; Aves; Coliiformes; Coliidae. Bases 198 to 1028 code for a protein of 276 amino acids.